AUGGGUGAUUAUGAUCCUGAAGCAUGCAACACAAGGCUUCAACUUGGACUUGGCUCGGGUGGAUAUGCUCCAAGGCAAGAGAUGAGGAACAAGGAUAGGCCUCUGGUUUGCUUAGACCUAUUAUCAAUUGCACUUCUCCCAAAACAGGAGAAGAUUGCAAACGUGGAUCAUCACAUGGAAAACGGAUCGAGUAUGACGAUGAAUUUUAUCGAUGAAGAUGAUGAAGAUCGGAGCAGAACCACUGAUCAAGCCGAAAGCGAGAUCAGCAACAUCAAAGAUGGUGCAAGAAAGAAACUGAGGCUGACAAAAGAGCAAACAACUUUGCUAGAAGACAGCUUCAAGCGCCAUAGCACCCUUAAUCCGACCCAGAAACAUGCACUUGCUGGACUAUUGCAUCUGAAGCCGAGGCAGGUUGAAGUUUGGUUCCAGAACAGAAGAGCAAGGACAAAGCUUAAGCAAACAGAAGUGGACUGUGAGUUCUUGAAGAAGUGGUGUGAAAGUCUGAGCAAUGAGAAUCGAAAACUGAAGAAGGAAUUGCAGGAGCUGAAAUCGCUGAGUGUGAAUGGGGCGUCAUCAGCACUGUUGACACAUCAAAUCCCGAAGACCACAAUGCUUACAAUGUGUUCGUCGUGUAAGAAAAAGGCAAUAGCUGAUGAACAAUAUCCCAACAAUGAAGCAGCAGCGAAAGCAAUAAAACAGAUGCCAGAAGAUCUUCUCAGAGUGGUCCGGAAUGAUAGAGUUCAAUAAAAAGCAGCAGAUCGAUCGAACGGCUUUGACAGUAACAUAAAUAUUAUACUGAGAUUGAUUUCGAAUAGGUUCAUAGCCACGGCCA
Molecule: messenger RNA, 832 nt
Organism: Argentina anserina (silverweed cinquefoil)
Lineage: Eukaryota; Viridiplantae; Streptophyta; Magnoliopsida; Rosales; Rosaceae
Product: homeobox-leucine zipper protein HOX1-like
Exons: 3
Coding region: 1-747 (248 amino acids)
Biological process (GO): regulation of DNA-templated transcription
Molecular function (GO): sequence-specific DNA binding; DNA-binding transcription factor activity, RNA polymerase II-specific
Source: RefSeq, a predicted model, not a curated record